Spodoptera litura is the source of this 1640-nucleotide messenger RNA. RefSeq names its product spindle apparatus coiled-coil protein 1 spindly (gene Spindly). The record is from RefSeq and is a predicted model, not a curated record. Lineage: Eukaryota; Metazoa; Arthropoda; Insecta; Lepidoptera; Noctuidae.
ACAACGAAGAAAUUGACGUCGUCUCUUGUCAUCUGUUUUUCUGUCAAAUUAUCAUUUUUGAAUUCAAAAAGUCCGUUUGUUUACAAUUAAUUUAUUUUACAUCGUACGUCGUUAUAAAUUAUUGCAAAAUAGAACUGUAACAAAGAAAGUACCUUAGUUUCGAGUGCCAGUAACCAUGGAUUACUCCACUAUCAGUAACAAGACCAACUAUACAGAGGCUGAAGAACUUACAAAUGGUGAACUGAGUGAACGGUAUUAUUUGCUCAAGAAACAAUACGACAAUCUGUCGAGUAGUUAUGAAGCGACCAAACAAGAGGUACACGAUGCUAGGAGAAGCUACCAAACAGCUUUGGACGUUCAAAGGCACUUGAAUGCUGAGUUAGAAAGUUACCAGGCUGAUGAAGGUCGACGUAAGAAUGAGUUCACUACUCGUAUAACAAACCUUCAAGAAGAAAUCUCAGAGCUAAAAGAAGAACGUACACAACUCACCGAACAACAUGCAGCAGAAAUUACUAAGUUUGAAACUCAGAUUCGUAAUUUGAAAGAAGAACAAUCUUUAAAAGUACGAGAAAGUCCGGAGCGAGAUAAUUCUGAGUUAGAAGACGCGCGGAAAACUGUGAAUAGCGCUUUGUCUGAUGCCGCUGCCGCGAAAGCAGCGCUUGAAGAAGCCAAAAUGGAAAUCGCAUCAUGGCGCUUAAAAGCUGAAGAGUUAAUCUCUGAGAUGGGUGAGAUGCGUGCAGCUGCUGACCUUAGGAGGGAGGAGCUUAGGGCUGCUAAUGAGAGGGAAGCUACAGCGCUUGCUGAGUUAGCUGAAGCCAAAGCUAUGCUUCAUCAGUGCACAGAUAUUCAGCAGGAACUACAACCUCAUGCUGCUAAAGGUAAUUCCAUUUUUGCUGAAGUUGAAGACAAGAGGCAGGAAAUGGCAAAGAAUCUCAUUCAGAUGAAACAAACAAAUUCUAGGCUGAGAAGAGAGCUAGCAAACAAGCAAGCAGAGGUAGAUGCCUUGCUGCAUGAGAAGCAAACAGUCUGGGAACAGCAGGCCGGAGCUGCAGCUCACUAUGAUAGAGAACUUAUUGAAAGUUAUGAAGAACGUAUCACUCAGCUAGAAGGCGCCUGUGAGAAGCAGCGCCGCGAGCUGUCGCGGUGGUUCGGGAAACUAUGUGAGCCCACUGCCAAUGGCUGGCUGCCUGGAGUACUGGACCACUUGAAAUCAGAAUGCGAGCAACUUAGAGCCGAGGUACUAUCGCGGGGCGCAGCACAGCUCGCCAGCGCGGCGCAAGUCAGGGAACUUCGUAGAAAACUGGCACUGCUCACUGCAUCUGCCACCAAGCAGGCAAACUCCCCCGCAAACAAACCUGACCCUAACACAGAUCACAAUAAGACUGAUAUUGGCAUGCCUAAAGUUGCUGUGCAAGUUAGAAGUAAACUCACUCCUGAUGAUGUUAAGAAGAAAGUGUCUUUUAAUUAAAAAUUGUGAGUGAAAAUGGUUCAAACAUUAUACACAGAAUUUUAAACUUUAUGCACACUGAAUAAAAUUAAAAAUUGUGUGUAAGAGGGCCUUAACUAAAACGAUGUAUUGUUAUGUAUAGUUAAGUAGGUAUAGCUAAUUGUUAAGUUAAAUAAACAUAAACAAACAGUAU